AUGGAGCAGUUUAGGAAGGGGAAGGUGAAUGUCUUGUUCACUACAGAGGCUGCUGGAAUGGGUUGUGAUAUUCCCGAUGUGAAGAUAGUCGUACAGUUUGGAGCCCCGAAGACACUAGCUAUUUGGGUUCAACGUGCUGGCCAUGCUGGUCGAUCUCCACUUAUACAGGCACGAGCAAUUUUGCUCUUUGAACCAUCUGCCUUCCAG
Cantharellus anzutake is the source of this 207-nucleotide messenger RNA. RefSeq names its product P-loop containing nucleoside triphosphate hydrolase protein. The annotation marks the transcript as partial. The record is from RefSeq and is a predicted model, not a curated record. The transcript has 2 exons. NCBI's taxonomy places the organism in Eukaryota, Fungi, Basidiomycota, Agaricomycetes, Cantharellales, Hydnaceae.